This is a messenger RNA of Epithele typhae, 1602 nucleotides long. RefSeq names its product class I glutamine amidotransferase-like protein. The coding region runs from base 1 to 1602 and encodes 533 amino acids. The transcript has 7 exons. Lineage: Eukaryota; Fungi; Basidiomycota; Agaricomycetes; Polyporales; Epitheliaceae. The record is from RefSeq and is a predicted model, not a curated record.
AUGACUAAGCGUACUGGUCGUGCCUCGGAUGAGGGCGUACACCGGAACACUAGAAACCAACACGCGCGGCAUUCGCGCACAAGUCGAAGAUCUCUAAAGGGCCGAAGAUCGUCAUCCUCGGCGUACCAGGGCUCCUCCGAAUCGGACUGGGUGGCGGCGCGGCGAGCAGCCAGUCACUGCCCGCCCGCCAGCUGUCGAGCGCGGGCGGGACAACACGGAGAUGCUUGCGUCGCGCUCUGCGAUGCGAGCCCGAUCGAGUCCAUCCACGACGUCGCCGCGGGCGGGCUCUCGAACGCGCUCCCGGAGCUCGUGCACAACUCUGGGCUGGGGGCAGCAUUCGAGAUCCGGGACCAUGUCCCCGAUAGAGAUCUGGAGCUCUGCCCGGCGCUCGGAGUCGGGAUCCUGGUCGGGAAGGACUCGAUGUCGAUGUCGAUGCGGUGGCAGGAGCGGGAUGGGGCGCGGAAGGAGGUGAGCGCGCCGCUGUCGCUCAUCGUCGCGGCGUUCGCGGCGUUCGAGGACGUGGGGAAGACGUGGAGGCCGCAGUUGCGCACCGACGUGGACGGGCCGACGGUGCUGCUGUUCUUCGACCUUGCGCGCGGGAAGCAGCGCCUUGGAGGCUCGGCGGUCAAGCAGGUGUUCAAGCAGGUCGGCUCGGAGGCCCCGGAUGCGGUGGAAGCACAGGACAUCAAGCGUACACAGGCCCGAAGUCUUCGUCCAGCAAGCGUGACUCGCGAGGAGACCGUCAAGUUCUCGACGUCUUCCGGCGACGUGUUCUCCAGCACCCGCGCGCAGUUGCAGCCGACAUGGACCGAAACGUCCUACCAGAUGAAAUCCCACCGCGACAACCCUGACUGUUCAAAAGAAGAACGACCCGACCUUCUCCCGCACCAGUCUUUGAGCCUCUUCCGCCGCCCCAAUGUCACCAUCCUGCGCGAGCAGAGCGUGAACGAGCACAUCGAGAUGGCCUGGGCCUUCGACGCCGUCGACGUGCACAUGUCUGACAUCCUCUCCGGCGCCGUCUCGCUCUCCUCCUUCCGCAGGCUCACGGCCUGUGGCGGCUUCUCGUACGGCGACGUGCUCGGCGCGGCGCGCGGCUGGGCGUCCUCCGUGCUCCUCAACGCGACCGCGCGCGCUGCGUUCUCCGCCUUCUUCGAUCGCGCGCGCCGACACCUUCACGCUCGUGGUCUGCAACGGCUGCCAGCUCCUUGCCGCGCUCGCGGGGUGAUCCCCAGCGCGGCGGACCGGCCUGCGUUCCGCGCAAACCGCUCCGAGCGCUUCGAGGCGCGCGUCGCCGUCGUCGAGGUCGUUCCGGGCCCGGACCACACGUUCGCGGGCGCGCGCCUGCCUGUCGCGGUCGCGCACGGGGAGGGCCGCGCGGUGUUCGCGCGUGAGGGACAGCGCGCUGCGUUAGAGGCGGGUGGGCUCGUCGCGGUGAGGUACACGGCUGACGGGCGGGUGCUCGCGCUCCUGCCGCACACGGAGCGUGUUGUGACGAUGGAGAGCAACAGCCGGUAUCCGCCAGAGCUGGCGGAGGUGUGGAAGGGUGUUGGGCCGUGGUUCCAGCUGUUCCGCAGCGGCGCGAGGAAGUGGUGCGGGAAGUGA